Homalodisca vitripennis (glassy-winged sharpshooter) is the source of this 7076-nucleotide messenger RNA. RefSeq lists its product as uncharacterized. The transcript has 13 exons. The record is from RefSeq and is a predicted model, not a curated record. Gene Ontology annotation, molecular function: amino acid transmembrane transporter activity. NCBI's taxonomy places the organism in Eukaryota, Metazoa, Arthropoda, Insecta, Hemiptera, Cicadellidae. Bases 383 to 2116 code for a protein of 577 amino acids. Gene Ontology annotation, biological process: amino acid transport. Gene Ontology annotation, cellular component: plasma membrane.
CCGUGUUGUUCAGUUGCCGGUAGUUUUAGCAGACGACAACCGCAAGUUUUAUUCUUUCUAAACUGAUUGUUCGUGUAUAUGUGUGAAAUUUCAUACCAUAUUGGAUUUCCCGUGAAUGAAUUGCAAUGCUGUUUUAAAAUUAAGUGUUCACACUAACGGAAUUCGUAAAUUAAUUUCGGCCCAAACUGUUGGUAGGUUAUCUGAGAAAUAAUGAAGUUAGUGAUAAUUUGAUUAUACAAAACUUGGCAAUGAUUUUGUCAGCAACAGACAUUGCAGCUAGUUUUCCUUCUCGUUAAUGUUUCAAAUCAAUUGAUGUCUCCUGACUUGAGAAAGCUUGGAGUGAUUGCUCUGUUUUAAACACUCGUAGCAACAUCUUCCAAAGAUGGAAGCCCUCAUAAGUGACAAGAGUGCCAUGGACCCCGAGGUAGUCAUACCUGAGGAGGUGGGAACAGCGGGUGGCGUCUCCCAAGCGCUGUGGAUAGGGUUGCCACGCUCCUGGGCGCUUGCAGUGUUCUUGGCAGCAGGAGCGUCUCUUUCCCUGUGGGGACCUUCCACCUGCCUGUUGGGAGUCAUUGUUGCAGGACUUCUAGCUUGCCUCAGAGGUGGGUGCUGCGGAGUGCAGAGAUCCAGCGGAGGCUCUUGGCUGUGUGUUCUACAGCGUGCAGCCAGCCUCGGAGUUCUGGCCUGCGGCGUGAGUGCUUCCCUGCAGCUCAGGCUGGUCUGGCUGUCGCAGGCUCCUCACGUCUUCUCCGUGGCGAUCCUGCUCUUCCUCAGCUUGAUGUUUGUCUUGGGUCUGGAGAGAUCGAGAUUGCUCCGGACUGCCUUGAUGGUUGGUAUGUCUACGGCGUUGCUUCUGCUGGUUUCCGCAGUGUGUCUCUUCUACCAACCUCCACUUCUGCAGAAGCUGAUUCAACCUUCUGUUACUCUUAGUCAGGUAAUGGAGUGUGCAGCAUUCUUCACCAUGGUGUUCUCAGGAAACAGCAACAAAAUUCCUGACAGAAGUGUGUCUCUGGCGUCACUUCUUCCUGUGGUCAUCCUGCAUCUGAGCACGCUUAUCACUGUGGCCUUCCUCUCAAUCGUUGUAAAUGAUGAAAAAUUACAUUCAGGAAUCUUUCUCAUCAGUGAACUGAAGGUGGAGACAUCUGGUACUGUGGGAAGGCUGGUUUGUGACAGUCUCGCAGUGUUGGCAACACUGAACCUGUGCCUGUCAUUAGUGGAGGAAAUGGCUGAGAGCAAGCGGAGUGUGGCAGCAGUGGCCGGCGUGUUGUUACCAGCUCAAAUAGCCAGGGACAGUCUCCUGACUGGUACUCAGUUGUGGACUAUUCUGAUAUCUGGUGCGGUGAGCUCCCUCCUGGUCUGCCUUUGGUCCCUUCCAUCUCUCAUGAUGUUGGUCAGUGUCUGCUGCCUUUUGGCCCACUCUUGUGAUUUGCUCUCUGCACUGUAUUUGACGUACCAGCCUGUCUUUGUUUCUAAACAUGCAGGUGAAGAGGUGGAGGGAGGGGGGAGCUACCAACUGCUGUCUGACACUACCCAGCUGGUGGUGAGUGACUCGGAACUCAGUGAUGACUCUGGUCACAGUUCUGACACGGACAUCGAUGCUGCCGUCCAUGAGUACAGGGAGACUAUUAAGGUGGUGGCAGCUACGGCAAGUCCACAAGAACCAACUGUCAGUUCAGCUCGCCAUGCCACGUACAGUCUGCUGGCGUUAUUGGUGGUGUCUGCAGGACUGGGGGUGGCUCUGUCCCACGGUUACACCUACCUUCCAGCUUUCGCUGUCAUGGAAGUGCUGUUGUUCGCAUAUGUGAUGUCACGCCAGCCUCAGCGGUCCCAGAAUGCUCUCUCUCCUUGGUUACCUAGUGCCGCAUUAAGUGUAGAGGUGAUGCUAGCAUCCCAACUAUUCCCAGCCCAGUGGUCUAGCUUGCUUCUCUGGUCUUGUACAGGUUUGGGAUUUUGGCUGUACAACAAGCGUAAGUACUGGUUUCAUCUGCAGUCUCGUGCACGUAGUCACGUGGACAGGACCAAGUUACGCAUUGACCCACACCACCGAACUACUCUGUCGUUCCUGACGAGCUACCGCAACCUGACACAUGUAGACACAGUUCACGUUGUACGAUAAGCUGAUCAAUAUUUUGUCUUCAAGUCAGAAAUUGCAAUAUCUUGCCUUAGUUUCAACAAUACUAAGAAGUAUGCUUUGCUUUCAUUUCUGUAUUAUUCAGAAUGAUUUUGGCACAAUUUUAAAUUGGCCUUACUUUUGGAUUUGUACAAAAUAUUUUGAUUUGAGAGUUUUAGAUUUGCUUUUAUGGAUUUAUAACUAUUUGUUAUUUAUACAAAACAUUGCAAAUUAAUUUUUUUACUUCAACACACUUGGAGAAAUUUAAUUGUUUACAGAUACCCGUAUUUGUGCUAGAAUUAAUUCAUUCUUGUGGACUUUAAAUUGGCCAAUGUUUUAUUCCAACAGGCAAGAUUAAGACAGUUACAGCUCCCAUAUUCACCUUUGAGAAAAGUGCAUUUAUUCUUCAGAUAUGUAUGUUUUUGGGGAAUAGUAUUUUUGACUUCAAGGUGAAGUCAGGAGUAUCAGAUUGAGUGGAGAUAUUCCCUUGUAUUUGAUUAGCUUAUGCUUCUUUUAAACUUCGUGGGACCUUGAAAAUGUUGUGCUCCUUGUUUCUUUUUUGUCUUUGUCACAUGUACAUGUUUAAUAGAAUAAGGCUGGGGAAAUUGAGAUCGUUGGAUUAUAAGUUGGGCGAUAGCUGCGGAUGCACAAAGAUGCGACUACUGGUGACUAACAACUUUUUCAAUGCUGCAAUAAGCAAUAGUUUGCAUGGCUGUAUGCAGAAACUUUAUCAGAUGUUGAGGCUAUAACCUUUUAUGCAAGGACGUAGCCAGCGAGGGGGUCCGGACCUCCCAAAUUUUCAAUUACUUUUUUAUUAAACAAUUAUUACUAUUUAAAUAAUUCAGUAUUACUGAUGUGUACUGCUGAAAGAUCGUUCUCAACAAGUAACAGGUCAAGAACUUUUUAAGAAACAAAAUGGGGCCUUACUCUCUGUCCACUACGGGAAAAAUGUCAGUUGUCUAGACCCCCCCCCAAAGUUUUUUCCUGGCUACAUUCUUGCCUUUAUGGUCUGCAGAAGAGAUGGUGACAUGUUAUUUAUACUCGAGUAGUAGGUGGGAUUUUUACAAGAAGGAUUUUCAUUGUGCAUGGAUAUCUUGGCAAAGAAUCUGAUGUCCCAGAGUGCUUUGGACCUAUGUUCUAUCUGCUUGAAAGAAUCACCAAUAGAAUUCUCUGAAGCAGCUGUAUAAAUGUUUAUAGGAACAUGAUAACCACCAAAGAUAUGAUGGAUUUUUUUAGUCGGAUACUCCGUCCAUCUCCCACAUGGUAUCAUUUGUAAUUCCAUAUAUAUAUAUAUACACACAAAUAUAUUAAUGUAAUAAUCAUUACUUGCUUCUACACACUAACAGUAUUUUCUAAUAAUUUCCAAGAUUGUCUGCAUGUAUACAGUGGUAACCAUAUACUUGUUUCCGUUACAAAAGUUUAACUUGUAAUGAUUGUCUAGUUCACAUUUCACAUUGAGACUAUCUUUCUGAAAGAUUGGGCAUUUUCCGUCAUAAAAUUACACAGACUGAACAUAAGGAAUAUAAAAUUGAUGACAGACCAUGGUCAUCCUACCAUAGCUUUGCUAUUUGUCGAUUCGCUAUACUCAUAAGAGUUCUACAAUUCACACCUCAUGUUGCUAGGAAAAUGAUUUUUUACACACUUUACCGUUUGAUUGUUCUACAUAAAACUUGUAGAAGAGGUCUCAAGUUUGAUUAAGGUGGUUAAGUUUGAUGAACACUUAACUUACUUACUUAAUUACAUUAUUAGAUUAUUGAACACUUAAUUAGAGAUUAUUGAUGUUCCAAUUAAUCAAUGAAAUCUCUAACGAUCAGUUGUGAUAGUAUGUACUCCAUCUUCUCAGAACAUUUGGGCUUCCACUAUGUUCAAUACUAGUUCCACAGCUCUUGACACAAUGAACAGAUCUGAAAAAUCUUUGCCAAAUGGAGAGCCAGUGGGCGAUUGGUUCUAAGGCAUUGGACUUUGGGUCAAGUUAGAGAUAGCUCUGUACCUACUAUUGACCUUGAACUGUACUGGUUGUCUCUCUUGCUGUUUGAUAAGAUCCUCACACAGGUCAUUACCAACGAGGACAAGCAGAUUAAGUCUAAAAGAGGAACUGGCUUCCUCUUUUUGGAAUAAAACUUUUUGACCAAGAUAAAUUACACACAUUUUACAUGAAAUGAUGCCUUAAGAUAAAAUAUUAAUUCAGCAUUACAAUAUUAGAAAUUACAAUUAUGGAGUAGCAAGCCUUUGAGUUUUAUAAACUUAACGUUAUUUAUUGAACUAAGUAAUUAAUUGAUUAUAACAUGGCUUCUUUUGGUAUAUGCUGUUUUGUUGAGUAAAACGUGUCCAUCCUAUCUCUUAGCAAUACUUUUAUGCUAUUGUCAUCUACAUCACUUAGACAUAACUGUAGAAAGCACAUAUUAUAUGUUUUGUAACUGUUUGAAACCAGUUAAAUCUAUAAUAAACGAUAUUCAAUAUGUAAUUGAAUACUGUACUACUGUUAAAUGUUUGAUGCAGAUUUGUUUUGUAACGGAACGGUGGAUUUACAUCUGUAAUUGACUUUUAAAGAAAGGAUUGUUUUAAAACUCAUUUUCUCAAAGGUUGUUUAUUAAAAAAUAUUGCUAUUUUUAAUGUCAACAUUUACUUGUAGGGAAGUCAUUAAUGUUAACUAUUUAAAGUAGGGGUAGUCAUUUAUCUGUUCGAUUAUUGAAGUUAAAUCAUUUUUGUAGUGAGUAGCAAUUUGUAUGGUUUAUUACAGCUAUAAAGUAUUUUGACUGUUAAGUGAACUUAAAAUGUUAAGAGUUAAAACUAGUUUAUUACGUUACUAAUAAAAUAUAUUUGGUUCCAAAAAGUUUUAAAUUUUUAUCAAUAAUUAUGUACCUACUUAUAUGUCUCAAUACUCGAGAUAUUUAAAAAAUGAUUACUUGGUUACGAGCACAUGUAGAAAUGGAUGUUUAUUAAUUUUUUUGGAAACAGAUAAAAAGUAUUGAUUAAAUACGUUUCUGGCUGUGAGUUGAGUGAAGAAACUGGAAAUAAAAGUAAAGCAAGAGUUUAUAGUCCAUUCAAAAUAUACUGUUGAAUUAUCCUUAACCUGUUGAGGAGUAGCUGAAAGUUGUUCCAAAAGAGUACAGACGGUUAUAGCCGUUUGAUUCCAAAAGAGUAUUGACGGUUAUGACCGUCCAUGACGGGGUUGCUAAAACAAUCAAUAUUGCAACUGUUUAUGCACUCCAGUGGCGUUCUUACAUACUAUUUCGACUGUGAAAUGUUCAAAGUAAUUAUUGCUGUACGGUGCUGGCUCCUAGUGACGGAAUACAUAAACACAGAUUUGCCGCCAAAUGUUCUGUCAUUUUCUCGUGCCACGUCCAUUUAUAGGCUAUACAUGGAAUCAAAAAACCCAAAUGCUAAGGUUCACAUCAUGGACUUCCGAAUUAACGUUAUCAGACAGAUACUGGAAGCACAUGUUGCACCAAGAGAAGAGGCCGCAGCUGUGACGCGUCCGUUGGGCGGAGCCCAGCAGCCGCUACGCUUGUCAGGUCGCCAUUUCCCCCGCCCACUACCAGUAAGGGAAAAUGGUCGAAGGAAGCUAAAACGCUGCUUUGUGUGUUCAAAUACAACACGGGGUGAGCGUAAAAGGAAAGAAACUGCUUAUGAGUGCACAAAAUGUGAAGUAGCACUUUGUGUGUACCCGUGUUUUAAACACUAUCAUACGUUUGUAAAAUUCUAAAAAAAAAAAAACAAAAUGUAUGAAUUUAUCAAGUUGUAGAUCCAAAAAAUGCAUUAUUAUGAUAUUUUGUAAGGUUUCAAUACAUUUUGAAUGAAAACAACAAAAAUUUUUUCUUUACUCCCUGGAAUUCAUUAAGGAUAAUUUUGCUUACUCUAGUAUACACUAGGUAGGAUGACAGUUAUAGCCGUCAGUACUCCCCAACAGGACCUACCUUUUCAAAUGUAAAUUAAAUUGGUCUUCCUUACAAUCGUGAAAAUUCCCAGUUUGGCUUGUGUAACAGCCACUGUACCGCAGCUAGAAGUAUAUUCUAGCAACUAUUACAGUCUAAAUUAACAGGUGAGCAGGGUGGAAUGUUAUUGUGUUGGCCGCGCACUUACUACACCAAACUCUACAUCACUUUCUUUACUGAGCUCACUGCCUGUACAAUUACGUUUUGGAAACAUGUUUACGUAGCUAUACGUAAUUGAAAGACGUAAAUAGUAACUGAAAGGCAGUUCAAAAAUUGUAACCUUCAACAAGUGUGUUAGUUAUUUUAAAAAAUAAUUACUUUAUCGUAAGUAGAGUUUUGUAAUUCUGUAGAAUAUUUAAUAAUGCAGUAAUAUAAAAGUGACAACAUUUGAAUAUGCCACAUUAUUUGCGGACUGUAAAUUUUGAAUGAAUGUCAGGCCUUGAUACAGACUGUAUUUCUAUAGAUUAUGACACAAUUUACCAGUCUUUGUAAUGUAAUAAAUAAGUAUUUUUUUCAAAAUGGAACAGUUGCGUAUGGAUGUGCUCAUUUGUGUUGUGUGAACAUCAUUGAAAAAGUUUAAUUGAAAUUUUCUUUAAGCUAGAUUAUAUAAGUAUGUGCUAAUUCGAAAUGUUAAGUACCACCUAGUACACAUUUAUGUAAAGAAUUAGUUUAUAAUAAAAUAUAUUAAGAUAUAUUUUAAUUUUCAAAUUAAUAUUUUGUGACUAUUUUAAAAAGUAACAAGAGAUUUUCCAUUAAAGAUUUAGUAAACAAAAGUCCAGUUGUUUUAGGCAAUAAUAAAUUUCAACCAAAUAUAUUUUUAUAUUAAUUAGAGUUUAGAGAACAUUGUAAGAGCUUUAUUGAAAUAACUAUUCCAUCCAAUUACAAGUGUGUACUGAUUGUUGUAUAGUGAAUUGUAUGUACCCCUCUAGGAGCACUCACUGAUGUAUGUUUCUUUUUAAACCAUUUUAGUGGAUCUUUUGAAAUAUAAAUCUGUUUUGAAUUCAAAUAAAAUUUAAAUUUUUGGACUAGAA